CCUCAGAUGUCAGAUGUGGUUCAGAUAUUUUUGUUUUUGUAAUUUAAAAUUUUCACGUAAUUCUCGUAGUUUUUAUUUGACGACACAUCUGGAAAUUUAAAUAAAAUUCUCUAGGAUAACAUAAUUAAGUGUGUACAAUGGAUGAUGAUGCGGAAACUUACAAACUCUGGAGAAUACGUAAAACUGUUAUGCAGUUGUGCCACGAUAGAGGAUAUCUAGUAACCCAAGAUGAAUUGGAUCAAACUUUAGAUCAGUUCAAAGAACAAUUUGGGGACAAACCUAGCGAGAAGAGACCUGCAAGAAGUGACUUGAUAGUACUAGUGGCCCACAACGACGACCCAACAGACCAAAUGUUUGUGUUCUUCCCAGAUGAAGCCAAGAUCGGAAUUAAGACUAUCAAAACAUAUUGUACGAGAAUGCAAGAGGAGAAUAUUCAUAGGGCUAUUGUAGUUGUACAAGCGGGUAUGACGCCGUCCGCAAAGCAAUCUCUAGUGGACAUGGCGCCGAAGUACAUUCUAGAACAAUUCCUGGAGUCCGAGCUUCUCAUAAACAUAACAGAGCACGAGUUGGUGCCAGAGCAUAUCGUGUUGACGCCCGAUGAGAAACAGGAGCUUUUAUGUAGAUAUAAAUUGAAGGAAAACAUGCUGAUGCGAAUCCAGGCAGGAGACCCAGUUGCUAGAUAUUUUGGAUUGAAAAGAGGACAGGUGGUGAAAAUCAUUCGAUCUUCAGAAACGGCCGGGAGAUACAUUUCAUAUAGAUUAGUUUGCUAAGAUUAGAUUAAUAAUAAAUUCCAUGUUGUAAGAUAAAAA
Messenger RNA from Maniola jurtina (meadow brown), 809 nucleotides. It is a transcript of the gene Rpb5, whose product is annotated as DNA-directed RNA polymerases I, II, and III subunit RPABC1. NCBI's taxonomy places the organism in Eukaryota, Metazoa, Arthropoda, Insecta, Lepidoptera, Nymphalidae. Bases 138 to 770 code for a protein of 210 amino acids. Gene Ontology annotation, molecular function: DNA binding; DNA-directed RNA polymerase activity. Gene Ontology annotation, cellular component: RNA polymerase I complex; RNA polymerase II, core complex; RNA polymerase III complex. Gene Ontology annotation, biological process: DNA-templated transcription. The record is from RefSeq and is a predicted model, not a curated record. The transcript has 6 exons.